Branchiostoma floridae (Florida lancelet) is the source of this 1592-nucleotide messenger RNA. Its product is annotated as G-protein coupled receptor 61-like. Gene Ontology annotation, molecular function: G protein-coupled receptor activity. Gene Ontology annotation, cellular component: signaling receptor complex; endosome; plasma membrane. NCBI's taxonomy places the organism in Eukaryota, Metazoa, Chordata, Leptocardii, Amphioxiformes, Branchiostomatidae. Bases 118 to 1407 code for a protein of 429 amino acids. Gene Ontology annotation, biological process: G protein-coupled receptor signaling pathway. The transcript has a single exon. The record is from RefSeq and is a predicted model, not a curated record.
ACAGGGAGCCACAGAGGACGGUCGUACGUACACUGAUACCGAGAGGUAUUUUAGCUCGAAAAUCAAGCCCCAUUAGAGAUAUGAAAUAGACAAGAACGCCGGGACAUCACAAUAAUCAUGGCGAACGUGUCAACAGUUUCAGCAAUCAACGCAACGGAGGAGAAGAGGCUGGAUUCCGUCUCUUCUGCCGCCAUGAUAUCAGUCAUGACAAUCACGGACGUCUUAGCCAUUGCUGGUAGUAUCAGCGUCAUGGCUGUCAUCGCCAAGACGCCUCAGCUACGGAUUCUUACGCUCAUCUUCGUCUUCAACCUGUGUGCGGCCGAUCUGAUGCACUCCCUGUCCUCUACUCCACUGGCCAUCGCGACGUUGGCUCACGGUGGGGAAUGGUUUUCCACAGUCCCCAUGUGUCAGAUGACCGGAUUCCUGGACUCGUUCUUCACGUUUGGUUCGAUCUCUACGGUCUGCGUCAUCAGCGUGGAGCGCUACUACUCCAUCGUUCGCCCGAUGGUGCAUGCAGCGUACCUCACUCUCCUGAAAGCACUGUUCGCCAUCGGUGUCAUCUGGCUUCUAGCGCUGGCCUUUGCCAUGGCACCUCUGAUGGGCUGGAACGGUUACUCAUUCAACCCUAUUCAAAAAGAGUGCACCUUCAGCUGGUCUGAAGGGGGUGCGAGCACUGUCUACGCGAUCAUAAUCAGUGUCGUCUACUUCUGCAUCCCUGCAAUGGUCAUCAUCACCAUGUACGGCUUCAUCUACCGAACAGCUCGGAAAGCGUCCAGGCAGGUCGGGCCGCUACCGGCUCCGCUACUUCCCGUGGAUGAAACGCAGAUGCCCUCCGGCAUAUUCUUACAAGUGCCUCCGGCCACACCGUCACAGAUAUUCAACGUUUCGUCCCGCGUGGGGCCCGCUCCUUCUACAAGCAUGAACUCUCUAACAGUAAGCGGUGCCUUGGAUGGAGGAAACCUCCUGGGGAAAAGGCAACAUAACGAACCACUGAAAGCAACCAAAACCCUGCUGCUCAUAGUUGGACUUUUCCUCUUCACGUGGGGACCGUACUUCACAGCAAGUUUCUACCUUGGGCUCGUGGGGGUUAAAUACAGCGGGGUAGAAGAUGCUGUGAUAUGGCUCAGAAUUCUCGCCCGAACUUCGUUUGCCCUGAACUCUUUAGUGUAUGGGUUACUGAACAGACAAGUGCGACUAGAACUACACAAGGCGUACCGCAGUUUGUGUAAGCCGGCGGUAACCGUAGACCCCCCUCCCUCUGCUAUCAACCUGCGCAGUUUCGACAUGGACGGGUCUCAGGUGGAGAACUUCUUCCAGUUUCUGGAGAGGACAAACGCGGCGGAGAAGAAGGAGGAGACCAGAUGCGGGGAUAAGAAAGACGCGGCAACUCAGCAUGACUUUCCGUAAAGUUCCGAGUUGUCUGAGUGAGUUUCCGAACCAUGAUGGACAGUGUACAGACCCAGAACGUACGUAAAAUAGAUCAGCGUGUGUAAGUACUCAUUUUGCUCAUUGAAAGGAUUGAUAUUAACUGAUAAAUGAGAUCAACUCAUAACUGGUGAUUGUUUAAAGCACUGAUGGUCAAUUAUGGCCAU